GAGAUUACGACAGAUCGACCCAUUCUGGAAGACACUAACUAGCUUGUAGAAUGGGCGACCGCGGCAACGUGUACUACGCGCCUACGGGCGAGACGACUGAAUGGGAGGACAUUUUGGUCAAGAAGGGUAUUCUCGCACCCAAGACGAAGGUCCCUGAUGAGGAGGAGCAGGAAGAGGAAGAGCAGGUGGACCCUCGCGAGAACGCGACGCUCGAUGAGUUGGACGAGAUGGAGGACGAUUACGACGACGACGCCGAGCUGGCGCGUAUCCGCGAACGUCGAAUUCAGGAGAUGAUGGCGCAGGCGGCACGUAACAAAUUCGGAGACGUGCAGCCCAUCGCCAAGGACGAGUGGACUAAGGAAGUGACGGAGGGCAGCAAUGAUCACUGGGUCAUCGCCUACCUCUGGGACGACGCGCUCGAGGAGUGCAAAGUUAUGGACCAUGUGCUGCGAGAGGUGGCGAAGAAGCACCGCGACGUCAAGUUCGUGAGCAUUCAGGCCCAGGCCUGUAUCGAGAACUGGCCAGCCCGGAAUUGCCCCACACUCUUCAUGUACCACAAGGGUGCGCUCAAAAACCAGCUCCUGGGUAUCCGCAAGCUCAACGGUCUCGACAUGAAGGUUGAAGAUCUUGAGGAAUACCUGGCAAAGGCGGACGUCUUCAAGGCAGACGACUAGUUCCGUUGGUAAACUUAGCUGCAUACUGUGUGUUGGAGCAUAGAGUGCGAAAAAAAAACGCUUCUAAUGUGCACUUACGAUAGAUUUUGCCUAGCAAUGUAUUGCUGCUGCUGUCCAUUGCAUAAUUUUAGUCCUGCAGUACCUUGGGGACCUUAAAGUAGUAGCCAGACUUCUCGGCAGCAUUUGCCAACACCUUCUCCGCGCAGUCGCCUUCAGUAACGACGUCGUCUCUGAGAGGAGCCACCACACCUACGAUACCAAAAAAAUGCAGACAAGCAACACCAUUAGAUGU
Messenger RNA from Phytophthora nicotianae INRA-310, 966 nucleotides. RefSeq lists its product as hypothetical. Gene Ontology annotation, cellular component: cytoplasm. Gene Ontology annotation, biological process: protein folding. Bases 51 to 674 code for a protein of 207 amino acids. The transcript has 2 exons. NCBI's taxonomy places the organism in Eukaryota, Oomycota, Peronosporomycetes, Peronosporales, Peronosporaceae. The record is from RefSeq and is a predicted model, not a curated record.